Molecule: messenger RNA, 3090 nt
Organism: Conger conger (European conger)
Lineage: Eukaryota; Metazoa; Chordata; Actinopteri; Anguilliformes; Congridae
Gene: caly
Product: calcyon neuron-specific vesicular protein
Exons: 5
Coding region: 338-904 (188 amino acids)
Biological process (GO): G protein-coupled dopamine receptor signaling pathway; clathrin coat assembly; endosomal transport
Cellular component (GO): membrane; endosome
Molecular function (GO): clathrin light chain binding
Source: RefSeq, a predicted model, not a curated record
GCUAUAUUACCAAAACAUAGUUUAUUCCUAAGAACGCUUCAAACUACUCACUUAUUUUAAAAGGGAAACAAAAUAAUUAUUUUAAAUCUCACAAGUAAUAAUAGGUUUAUAAACGUCCUUCUGUGUGUAGUUCUGCUGCGUAAUUCAGACACCAUAGCGACAACUUCCUGGGAUGCAGCGAGUACCCGCGCGCUCCUCUGUAAUUCUACCAUUGAAAAAAGCAUCACCACGGUAACAAUCCUUGGCCAGUCUGAUUCUGUGCUUUUUCCGAAGAGCCGCUGAGACACAUCAGUUCUAGUUAACAUCGCCACCAGCAGAAACACUCCGUCGGGCAAACAUGGUGAAGUUGGGCAGCAAUCUGUCGGAGAAACCAGAGAAGGAGCAGACCGUGGAAGAUGGCUUCGAUAACAUCCCGCUGAUCUCACCACUGGAUGUGAGUCAGCUCCAGCAGCCAUUUCCUGACAAGGUAAUCGUGAAAACAACAACGGAAUACCAACUGCAGCAGAAGAAGAAGAAAAAAUUAUAUGUUCCUGGAAUCAAGAAGCUGAACAUAAAUCUGUAUGAUGAAGUUUCUGAGAAGGUCAAGCUCACUGGCCUGAUCCUGAUUACCAUGGUGUUCCUGGCCUGCCUGCUGCUCUUGGUCAUGUACAAAGCUCUAUGGUACGACCAGCUCAGCUGUCCGGAGGGCUUCAUCUUCAAGCACAAGCACUGCACCCCCGCCGCCCUGGAGAUGUACUACUCCGAGCAGGAGGCCGGGCCGCGAGGAGGCCUCUACACCGCCAUCAGCCACCUGAAGCAGGCCAAGAAGACCAUCCCCGAGCUGCCGUCGCUAUGGUUACCCGUCACCAACGCGCUGAUCGAGGCGGAGAAGGCCAAGGAAGAGAGCAGCCAUCUUCAGCAGUAGGGCGUCGGCGAGGCGCCGCAGAGCCGCGUAAUUAAAACCACGCUUGUGUCGGUGGUUAAUUAAACCUAUCAAAGUGUUACAGUUACGAAAAUGUCUUUAAAAAAAAAUAAUAAUUCAAGUAAAAACACAAACGUCAAUAUAGUUUAGGAAUGUGCCUGAUUCAUGCUUUUACCCAGAAUGUUUGAAGCACUCUUAGGAGGAGAAGGCUCGACGGGGGAUCGCUUCCCUGUGACAUGCAAGGGGAAGGAACGCAAAGCGAAAGGUGGGAGAUGUUUGGUUUUCUGUACAGGAGCGCAUUGGAGAGAGACAUUCAAACACCAGCUAGCUUUCCAUCAGGAUCCCAUCAGGAGAGAUCAGUAUUUCUGUGUUAAAAUAAAUCUUGAAAAGAAAUGUGAUUUUUAAUGUUCCUCUAAUACACGUGCUCUUCUUAAAACCAUUCGCUUAAUGUUUCCUGAGUAUAGUGCUUCUCAUUCUGUACAGUCCGUAAAGAGCACUAAAUAAUGGCAUACUUCAAUUAUAGAAGGAUCUGCUUAGAAGCACAGAGAUCCUCAUCCUGCAAAAAGCGCUGUCAUUGCAGUCUUACUAAAAUCAGAAAGAAAAAUGUAUUAAUAACUAUUUCCUUUGAGACAGGAUUCUGAAACCAGUUCACACAGCAAAAUGUUCAGUGCAAAUUCAGCUCUGAGAAUACCUUUAAAGUUCGUAGUACAUGCAGUAUUAUCCCUGUUAGAGUUGACUUAACACUCGUCAUUUUGCUGUGCACAGACUUAUUUUGUAGAUGUUAACUUAUCUGAACACACUGCAAAAGCCUUACAAAACCGUUUCGAUUAAUUAUACAUAUUCUUAGGGAUUAAUGGGUGUGUUGUAUUUUUGUCCAAGGUGACGUAUUCUGUACGUGGAGUGAGGUUUUGCUUUUCUCACGCUGAAUCUGCUAAUACCACUCGAGUAGUUUUUAGUGAAUGUCUGCUAAAAUUUGUAUACCUUAGAACUUAAAGGGAACAUAUUCUUAAAGGGAACACUUUUUCUCUCAAGAGUAUAUAAGCAUGUUAAAAAUCACUUCCUAAUAUAUGUAUGUAACCACUUGCAACAUCAAACACAUACUGCAGCCUUAAACAUGCUGACUUAGAUCACUUUUGAUGAAUGUUAACACAUUCACCAGCAAUCUGUCGAAUAAAACUAAUUACAAUGAUGUGCAUUUGCAGUAUUCAUUUAUUUUGCAAGUAUUAGAGAAUUAGAGUCCACUAUUGAGACUGUUAAUCUGAAAUGUGCAUAAUUAGGCACAACAGCAUAUGAGAACGUCAAUGAAAACAAAAUAUUCCUAAGACACACAGUAGAUGGGUAUGAACAGUGAACGCACAACACAACAUUUUGUUCAACUGUCUGAACUGAUCGAGGCAUUGGCGUAUUGCAUUGUAUGAUAUCGUUAGCCAAAAUAGCUUCAUGGCCCUAAGGGCCGUGUGUGCUUGCGCUUGUGUAUGUGGGUGUUUGCGUUUGUGUACGAGUGCAUGUAUUGUACAUUCACACACUUUUAGCUAUUAGUUGCAGUAUGUGUUUUGUACAUGCAGUAUGUGGUUCAUAGUUUUGUUUGUUGUUUGUUUGGUUUUUUUGCACAUGAUUAUUUAUGCAUUGUUUAUGAUUAAUGUGAAUAGUAUUUAUAUUUCUAUUUUCACAUUGUCACCGUAUUUGCUCUGAAGGGUUUUAUUUAUUUUGAUAUAGGACUUAUAGGGUGUUUUGUGAAGAAUUUACUGUGCUACAUUGGGUAAAUUGCAAUCCAUAUUGAGUAGCGGGUGACCUCAGAUUUAAUCACAGGUUCCAGACCUGUGGAUCAGUUGAUCUCUCGGUCAUUCACAUUAGGAAGCAGCUUAAUGUUCUGGCAGAUAUGAGCGUUGGUAAAGAAUGUGAGCGAUUUUGUGUUGACUGAAAGUAUGUUCAGUGAGAAGUAGCUCAGAACAUUUGUAAAAAGGUGUCGUUGAUAUUUGUAAUGCCGCUCCUUGUCCCUUUGUUUUUCAGUCUCUCGACAGCACCUUGUAGCUUUCUUUCUCAGCGAAUGUGAUCUUAUCGUACUGUAGCAUACUGUACACUCUUUUGUGUCAAGUACUGAAAGUGCCAAAAUGAAUGCUGUGAUCAUCUGCUUUGAUCAUGAUGAAAAAUUAAAUAAAUUAUUUGGUGUUCACCUUUCACAUGAAUAA